CACAGCAGUAGUGGCUCUAUGGUGUCGCAUCCUGAUUCGAGUCGUUAUCGGUCUUCUCACAGAUAAACCGUCAUUUGAAUACGAGAGCAGGGUGGUGAUAUUCCAUCAACAUCUCUUCCUAGAAGCAUGGCUGAGCCCGAGCUCCUCCUGGACUCCAACAUUCGUCUUUGGGUUGUGCUGCCAAUUGUAUUUAUUACUUUUCUCGUUGGUGUGAUCCGCCAUUAUGUAUCGAUUUUGUUACAAAGUGACAAGAAGCUCACAUUAGAGCAGGUUUCAGACAGCCAGGUUCUUAUCAGGAGCAGAGUUUUACGAGAAAAUGGCAAAUACAUCCCUAAACAAUCCUUCUUGAUGAGAAAAUUCUACUUCAAUAACCAAGAAGAUGGGUUUUUCAAGAAGACUAAGAGAAAGGUGGUCCCACCAUCUCCAAUGACUGAUCCGAGCAUGUUGACUGAUAUGAUGAAAGGCAACGUGACAAAUGUCCUGCCUAUGAUCCUUAUUGGCGGUUGGAUCAACUGGACCUUCUCUGGGUUUGUUACAACAAAAGUACCGUUCCCUCUCACACUCCGCUUCAAGCCAAUGCUGCAGCAGGGAAUUGAGUUGCUCUCUCUAGAUGCCUCCUGGGUGAGUUCAGCAUCUUGGUAUUUCCUGAAUGUCUUUGGUCUCAGGAGUAUGUAUUCCCUAAUUCUUGGACAGGAUAAUGGUGCAGAUCAGUCUCGCAUUAUGCAGGAACAGAUGAGUGGUGCUGCAAUGGCAAUGCCAGCUGACACAAACAAAGCAUUCAAGGCUGAAUGGGAAGCGCUGGAGUUGACUGAUCACCAGUGGGCUUUAGAGAAUGUUGAGGAGGAUCUAAUGAGUAAGGACUUGGAUUUGUCUGGGAUGUUCAGCAAAGACUUGCCAACGGGCAUCUUUUAAGUGCCUGUCCACUACUGAGAGGUGUUGGCAUACCUCACUGAAUUAAAAAGCGAAUUGUCGGACUGGUUUUGGGAGUGACCAUACACUUCCAUUCAGAGAUUUCUUUCUUGAAAGUGUCAUAAACAUCAUUGCUGACAUAUCACAUUUUGUGUCAUAUGCAUGCACCGUUCCCUCCACUGCUGAUUUUUCGCUCAGAACUUGAGCAUUAUAGUGUGAUCAAGCUUAGAGUUUUAUGGAUUUUGUUUUGAGACUGCAUUUCUACAAUAGACAGAUUACAGUGAAAACCAUAGUGUAGCUGUUUUUUUAAACAUUCCUCCAUUAAUAUUGCUGUUUUAUUUUAUUUCUCUUGAAUUUCUAUUAAUUUUACUUGUUUUAAAAGCCCCUUUUUUGUUCUUAUUAGGACUAUCUUUAUUAGGACUAUGUGAUUGUUUGGACCAAAUAGACAAAAAGGAAGUUUUAGGAAGUAAAGUGGUUUAAAAAUGGAUCAGUCCAUAAUUUAGUUUGUUUCAUAAAUAGUAUUUUCUAAACUGAAUAGAAUUUUAGAUGCUUUAUGGUGCCAAUAACACACCAUGCACUGAGUAUAUCGUGAAAGAAACAAACCCUUGGCAAUUGGUCAUUGAUUAGAUUUAAUAUUUAUUGAGUUGUUGGCAUGUAAUUUUUUUUUUUACUUUUAUUAAACAUCUUUGUUUUUUAAUAGAGUUUCUGCACACCAUUUCCUGGAUAUGCACAUUUUAAAUACGAAACAGUCAUGCACUGUUCUCUUUUCUGUAUUUAUUUUUCAAUUCGUUUUUCUAGCACUGCUGAUUUUUUUGGAAGGUUUGCGCAGAUUUAUUGGUUCCAAGGAAACAUGUAGUCUUCGUAAUUUUCAGCAAAAUGUUAUGAUUUGCUCAGCCACUUUGAAGACAUCACCUGGGGCCUGUAACCUAAAGCUGGAUUAGAUAUCUAGCCAGUUAAGUUUUAGUUUAGUUUGUACCAAUCUUGGGUUUUAGGUGACAUGAAGGUAACUCUACUUUAAUCACUCUUGCCAUGGUAUUAUGGAGUAGCUGAGCUGAGGUAGUUGGCAUGAUGGCUCAGUGUUUAGCACUGUCGCCUCACUGCAAGAAGGUUGCUAGUUUGAGUCCAACUGGGUCAGUUGGUAUUUCUGUGUGGAGUUUGCAUAUUCUCCCCAUGUUGGUGUGGGUUUCCCACACAGUGCAAAGACUUGCGGUACAGGUGAAUUUCCUUAAAUUGGCUGUAGUGUAUGGGUGUUUCCCAGGACUAUGUUGUGGCUGUAAGGGCAUCUGCUUCGUAAAACAUAUGCCGGAAUAGUUGGCAGUUAAUUCUGCUGUGGCGACCCCACAGAUAAAUAAGGGACUAAGCCGAAGGAAAAUGAAUGAAUGAAUGAGCUGAGCUACCAUCAUGGUACCUAAAAAACAGAAUUUGUGCAAACUAAUCUGGCUUCAUGGUACAGGCCCCUGAUCCUACCUGCAGUGGCUUGUUACAAAAUACAUAAACAACAAUAUAAUCAUAAUUCAGCUAAAAUAUUAAUAAUUUAUAUUAAAGAAAAUACAUUUUUGGACAUUUGAAUAAAAUGCUAUUUAUCAAAACCAGUACUGUUUUGUAAACAUGUUAAUAAAACCAUCAUGCAACAUA
This is a messenger RNA of Danio aesculapii, 2544 nucleotides long. RefSeq names its product ER membrane protein complex subunit 3 (gene emc3). NCBI's taxonomy places the organism in Eukaryota, Metazoa, Chordata, Actinopteri, Cypriniformes, Danionidae. The coding region runs from base 127 to 912 and encodes 261 amino acids. The record is from RefSeq and is a predicted model, not a curated record. Gene Ontology annotation, biological process: protein folding in endoplasmic reticulum. Gene Ontology annotation, cellular component: EMC complex; membrane. The transcript has 9 exons.